Hemisphaericaspora subhashii is the source of this 3858-nucleotide messenger RNA. It is a transcript of the gene SLN1, whose product is annotated as Sln1p. The record is from RefSeq and is a predicted model, not a curated record. Gene Ontology annotation, cellular component: membrane. Gene Ontology annotation, biological process: protein autophosphorylation; phosphorelay signal transduction system. The coding region runs from base 1 to 3858 and encodes 1285 amino acids. NCBI's taxonomy places the organism in Eukaryota, Fungi, Ascomycota, Pichiomycetes, Serinales, Debaryomycetaceae. Gene Ontology annotation, molecular function: phosphorelay sensor kinase activity; histidine phosphotransfer kinase activity. The transcript has a single exon.
AUGAGACGAUUAAAGAUUGGUAUUCGACCCCAGUUGAUUAUUCUUGUUUGCUUCGCUUCUUUGUUUUCCUUAUUAAUUUUAGCAGUUGUUACCGGAGUAUAUUUUAGUGAAAAUUUGAAUGAUUUACGAGCGGAACGAUUGGAAGUUAUAUCACAAUUAAAAACAACACAAGUAUCACAAUCUUUAGGAUAUCUAUCAUAUCAAGUAUUAUGGUUAACAACACUAGACCAAAUCACACAACCUUUAUCACAAUAUCGAGCUGGUAAUAAUUCAAGAGAUAUGUUUAUUGGUGCACAAAGUACUUUAGAUCAAUUUAUGUCAUCAAAUGAAAACUUCGUAGCAGUCAGAUUAUACAACUUAGAUUUAGAUGUUGUAGCUGCUUCUGCUAAUAAUGCCACCGUAGUAUCAACAGAAGCAACAAAUAUAUUAUUCCCAUUACAAGCAAAUGCAACUUUACCUCAAUCAUUAUUAAAUCCAUCUGGUUCAGGAUUAUUUUUAACCGGUCCAGUUAGUAAUGGUACUGUGAAUUAUUAUGAUGAAGCUUAUUACUCCCAACCUUAUUUCAUGGGUAUAACAUUCCCAGUAUUAUCAAAUUCUUCCAUCAUUCUUAAUAAACCAUACAUAUCGGGCUAUUUAACAGUACUUGCAUCAGCAAAACCCAUUCAAGAUUCCUUACUGGCAUCAUCUCCUGGAGCGACCGGUUAUACUUCAAUAGCAGUCAAACCAAUAUUUGACAACUCUCUGACAGGAGCUUAUACUACACCUUCAAAUGACUCCAGUACUAAUCGACCGCCAGUGGGAUUUGAAACAGUUUUCCCAGUUAACAAUAGUUUAUUAACCCCAGGACAAGUAUAUAACAUCAAUGAUUCAUCUUCUAUAAAAACCGCUCUUGAAACAACUGCGGGAUCAGGAACAGCUACUAAUGUGGUUUCAAUUAGUAAUGAAAGAGUUGCAAUUGGAUUUACUAGAUUUAUAAUUGAUCAAAAUACUCAAUGGGUAAUUAUCAUUGUUCAAAGUCGAUCAGUAUUUAUGGAACCUAUUAAUCGAUUAAAACGAAUAAUUAUUGGAGUUGUAAUAGGUAUUGGAGUAUUUAUGUGUCUAUUGACUUUCCCAUUAGCAGUUUGGUUUAUACGACCGAUAACAAAAUUAAAAGAAGCUACUGAAGCAAUUACGAGAUAUAAGAAGGAAAAAUCACAAUUUAAUAAUCAAUAUAAAAAUCCAAAUAAUAAUAAUGAUACACCAACACCAAUGUCAACAUCAAUUAAUGAACUGAUACUGGAAGGUGGUGCGACCAAAUUAAGUAAUAGAACAGGAAGUAUAACUUCAGGAUCAGGGUCAGUUUACUCAACCGGGAUAAGAUUACCUGAAAGAAUACCGAGAUCAAAGAAAUUUUUCAAGGAUGAAUUAACUGAAUUAUCAGAAGCAUUUAAUAUUAUGACAGAAGAAUUAGAUAAACAAUAUACCCAUUUAGAAGAUCGAGUUAGAUCAAGAACCAAAGAAUUAGAAGCUUCCAAGAUUGAAGCAGAAGCUGCUAAUGAAGCCAAGACAGUUUUCAUUGCCAAUAUUUCUCAUGAAUUAAGAACACCAUUGAAUGGUAUUUUGGGAAUGACUUCAAUUGCAAUGGAUGAAGAAGAUCAAACAAGAAUUCAAGAUUCAUUGAAAUUAAUCCAUAGAUCAGGGGAAUUAUUAUUACAUAUUUUAACUGAAUUAUUAACCUAUUCUAAAAAUACUUUGAAUAGAUCAAAAUUGGAGAAAUCAAAUUUCCAAAUUCUUGAAAUUGUUUAUCAAGUGAAAUCAAUUUUUAAUAAAUUAGCACAAGAUCAAAGAGUUAAUUUUGAUAUAUUGAUUAAACCUAAUGUGUUUAGGAAAUUAAUUCUUUUUGGAGAUUCAAAUAGAAUUAUACAGAUUGUUAUGAAUUUAGUUUCAAAUUCUUUGAAAUUUACACCUGUUGAUGGAUCAGUUAAUGUUACUUUUAAAUUAUUAGGUGAAUAUGAUGAAGAACGAUCGAAAGCGGAGAAUUAUCAACAUGUUUAUAUUUUACAUAGAGGAGAUGUUCCACCACCACCAGGACCCAGAAGAAGUAGACACGCAUCAACCACUUCAAAUACGGGAAUUCCAAGUACUAGUAUCACCGCCACCACCACAACUCCAAAUGAACCUGCACGAGAAACUGAUAAAGGUUAUUUCAGAAGAUCUAAGAGUAAGCAUCAAUCCGAUGGAGAUCGUCCUGAUUUAUUAGCAGAUCAAAAUGAUGAUAUGAUAAGUAUAGUAACGUUAUCCACUGCCGAAUAUGAAAACACAGUAUUUGACAAUCAAUUUAAACCAAAGGCGUUACCCGAUAUUCCAUCAUCCUCAUUCACUCCUCCUUCAUCCUCAUCAGAAAAAUUACCCAAGAAUAUCGCAUCAACUAGUAGUAAAGAUGGUUCAAUCGAUACCAUUGUUCUCGAGGAUGAGAAGACGGAUAUUUCAUCUCCUGGAACAAGUGAAGAUCAUUCCGAAAAUUCAAACCUGACAAAUUCAACCCCACAACAAGAAAAACAUAAAACCCUCGAUCCUAUUCAACGUCGUGAUUCUACUCCAUCCCCAAUCUUAAGUGCCCAAGACCCCCUCAAUAUCCUUGCGCAACCACAGGGAUAUCCUAUUCAUGAAAAGAAAAUCAUCGCCCCGGACCUACCACCAAUGGCGGCAUCAAUUGAAGAAACGGAGAUUGUCAAGGAUGAUAAAGUAUAUAGAAUCAGAACGAUGUAUAAACCCAAAACAUGGGCUAUUCAAGUUGAAGUCACCGACACUGGCCCCGGGAUUGAACCUGCAUUACAAGAAAAAGUAUUUGAACCAUUUGUACAAGGAGAUCAAACCUUAUCUAGAAGUUAUGGAGGUACUGGAUUAGGACUUUCUAUUUGUCGACAAUUGGCCACGAUGAUGAAUGGGACCUUGACGUUAAAAUCAACAAUUGGAAGAGGAUCGACGUUUACGUUGACGAUUCCAUUACCUCAGACGGGGGAGAUUAUGGUUCCGCCAGAUGAAAUGGCAUAUUUCUGUGAGGAUGAAUUUAAUCCGCAUUCGAAAAUGAAUAGAAAAGUGGCAUUUGAUGAUAAAGUAACCGAUCUCCAUACUCCUAUAAGUGAAGAACCCCCCAUGACAACUUCUUCCAGUGAGGAUGGUAGUGAUACUAAGAGUUCUCCCGAAUCGCCAUAUCCUCCAAGUUCACCCAGGAUGGAAAGACCCAAAUUUGAAAAAUCAGAUACGAAAGGAUUUAAUCAAAAACCACGAUUAUAUGCUCGGGGCUCUACCGGCACGGCUGAUUCUGGAGGGAAUAGAUCCGGAAAUUGGAGUGGUAGUAGUGGAUCUGAACACGGUGGAAAUUUACUUGAUGAGAUUAUUCAUCUCAAGAUUUUGGUUGCUGAAGAUAAUUUAGUGAAUCAAGAAGUUAUAAGACGGAUGUUGAAAUUAGAAGGUUUUACGAAUAUUACUAUGGCAUGUAAUGGAGCAGAAGCGAUUGAAUUGGUGAAGGAUUCAAUUGAAAAAGAAGAUAUGUAUGAUUUAAUCUUUAUGGAUGUUCAAAUGCCAAAAGUUGAUGGAUUAUUGGCAACUAGAAUGAUUAGAAAUAAUUUACAUUAUGAUAAACCGAUUAUUGCCUUGACUGCAUUUGCUGAUGAAAGUAAUGUUCGAGAAUGUUUGAAUAGUGGAAUGAGUGGAUUUUUAUCUAAACCUAUUAGAAGAACGAAUUUAAGAAAGAUUAUUGUUGAAUUUAGUCCGGUUUUAUUGAGUGAGAUUGUGACUACUCCACAAACUCAUCAUAGUAAUGAAGAUAAGAGAUUGGGAUUUGGGAGUUCAUAUAUUCCUCCAAUGGAGUAUUAA